CGGGGAGCCCGAUCGGCGCAGUACUCCCAGCGCAAUAUCAGGGUCCACGUCCCUUGUCCGCGACCCCUCACCUUCUCCUCGACCUAUCUCAUGUCAGGACCUGUCGCCCGACGAACCAGGCUGUCUGCCACAGUGAACAGCAGCGCGUUCGAGCUGCUCAAGGAUGCCAUUGUCGUCUACCUCGUCGUGACCCGCGGUUUGAAGGCCUUCCGACAUCUCCGAGCGAGAGGAAUUUCCCAGACGGUCGUAGAUUCUUGGAAAUGGAUUUCCAGAGUAGCGGUGACUUGGUGGCCCACACCUUGCAAAGCUGCCGCACAGAAUCCCUUCUGUCUCAGACCGCUCUUCCUCUGAUAACUGUCAUACUAUCGGGCCUUCAUAAACUACUGUUCGCGUCGACAGCUCGAGACGACAGUGACGUAGAUUCAGCCGCAUGUCCUCAGAGGGGCGCCAUGUC
Molecule: messenger RNA, 454 nt
Organism: Fomitopsis serialis
Lineage: Eukaryota; Fungi; Basidiomycota; Agaricomycetes; Polyporales; Fomitopsidaceae
Exons: 2
Coding region: 91-351 (86 amino acids)
Source: RefSeq, a predicted model, not a curated record